AUGAGAGGUGAAAAUGGCUUCAAUAAUGCUUAUCAAAUCGAACACGAUAGAAGCCGAUACCCUCAUUGUAUCGUGUGGACGCCCAUUCCCUGUUUAACGUGGUUUUUACCGUUUAUUGGUCACAUGGGUAUAGCCACUAUUUCCGGAAUUAUCCGAGAUUUUGGAGGUCCAUACUAUGUUGCAGAGGAUAAUAUGUCAUUUGGAAUUCCAACCAAAUAUUGGCAGUUAGAUUUAUUUAAAGUAAAAGGUGGAAGGGAGGUCUGGGAUAAAGCUGUAUAUGAAGCUUCAGAAGAAUAUAAAAAACGAAUGCACAAUCUUUGCUGUGAUAAUUGUCAUUCCCAUGUUGCCAUGGCUUUAAACCUGAUGCAUUAUGGGUCAAGUACAUCAUGGAAUAUGGUAAAAUUAUGUUUUAUGAUGCUCAUUUAUGGAAAAUUCACAGGAUUUUGUGGUUUUUUAAAGACCUGGUUACCGUUUUUAAUAAUGGUGGGAGUUGUCUUAACAAUAAUUCUUGUCCUACAUGUAUAG
Messenger RNA from Lottia gigantea (owl limpet), 525 nucleotides. RefSeq lists its product as hypothetical. Bases 1 to 525 code for a protein of 174 amino acids. NCBI's taxonomy places the organism in Eukaryota, Metazoa, Mollusca, Gastropoda, Lottiidae. The record is from RefSeq and is a predicted model, not a curated record. The transcript has 6 exons.